GACUUUCCUCUUCUCCACAUUUCACCAUUCACUCCGUGGAUCAUUGCACAGUCUGACUGAGCUGCAAAACAACAACAAAACAAAACAAAAUAACACGCAAGACAGAACUUUAUGGUCAGACUCAAAGUGUCCUGCGCAGACACCAGCACGGAUGAUGUGUUUUGCUCAACAGCAAUUCAAUGAAAGACGAGACGCACAAAGGCAGAGAUGGGCACCUUUUCUGGACCUCCAUUUAGGCGGGCAGGGAGAAAAAGUCCAUUCGCCGUGCUUCUAGUACCUGCCGUGGUUCUGGUUCUGACCACAUUUUGCAACUCUUUUAAUCUGGACACGGAGAAACGCGUCGUUUUCACCGGACCACGGGGGAGUUAUUUCGGCUAUUCUGUGGACUUCUUCAGCAACUCAUCCAGUGUCAGCAUUUUGAUUGGGGCUCCAAAAGGCAACACAAGGCAGCCUGGAAUUACUGAAGGAGGAGCCGUCUUCCUGUGCCACUGGACCCAAACUAACUGCAGCGUUAUCAACUUUGACAAGCAAGGUGAUCAGUAUUUUUAUAUAAACGAUGUGAACACUCAGGUUGAGUUCAAGUCCCAUCAGUGGUUUGGAGCAACUGUGCGUUCCCAAGGCAACAAUGUCCUGGCUUGUGCUCCCAGGUAUUAUUGGAGGACCGAACAUGACACACCCUUCUCUGAUGUGACAGGAACUUGUUACCUCUCUGUGGACAGCCUGAAAUCAUUUGUGGAAUAUGCUCCUUGUCGAACAGAAAGACAUGGACCUGCAGGACAGGGUUAUUGUCAAGGAGGAUUUAGUGCUGACUUCACCAAGGACGGAAGGGUUGUUCUUGGUGGACCAGGCAGCUUUUACUGGCAAGGUCAGCUGAUAUCAGCCACCCCAGACGAGAUUGUUAAGGCCUACUACCCUUCAUAUUUUUUACUGUCGGUUGCUGGGCAGAUUCAAACAGGACAGGUGCAGGGGAGCUAUGAUGACAGUUACUUGGGUUAUUCCGUGGCUGGUGGCGAGUUCAGUGGGGAUGAUGAGGAAGAUUUCAUCACCGGAGUUCCAAAAGGACUCAUGCUGUAUGGUUUAGUAUCCAUAUUUAAUGCAAGGGAUCUGAAAUCAGUGCUCAACGUGACAGGAGAGCAAAUGGGGUCUUACUUUGGCUAUGCAGUGGCAGCCACCGACAUCAACAAUGACGGACUGGAUGACCUAGUGGUGGGAGCUCCAAUGUUCAUGUUUCGAGGUUCCACUGGGCGCCUGGAGGAGCUUGGGAAAGUUUACGUGUACCUCCAGAAGGAACCUUUUCAGCUCGAGCCCAGCCUACAGCAUUUACUCGGCCAGCAGCCUUUCGGUCGAUUUGGCACAUCACUGGCGCCCUUGGGUGAUCUGAACCAGGAUGGAUUCAAUGAUAUGGCCAUCGGCUGUCCUUACGGAGGAGAAGACCAACAGGGACUGGUUCUUAUUUACAAUGGUUAUCCUCAGGGAUUGAAGGACACGCCCACUCAGACUCUCUCUGGCCACUGGGCUUCCAGCUCUUUCCCUGCCAACUUUGGUUUUGCGCUACGAGGCAACACAGAUCUGGAUCAAAAUGGCUACCCAGACCUUAUUGUUGGUGCAUUUGGGGCUGACAAAUCUGUGCUGUAUAGGUCUCGACCUAUAGUAACUGCAAGCGCAUCUCUCACAGUACAGCCAACGAUGUUCAACCAAGAAGAGAAGCCUUGUGAGCUUCCCACGUGGAAUGGAACCACUGUCGUGUCUUGUGUCAGCAUCACCUUCUGCUUGCUGGCUCAAGGAAAGCACCUCCCAUCUCAUCUAGACUUUCUGGUGGAAAUUCAGUUGGACAGUAUGAAGCAGAACCAGAAGGAAUCUGUCAGGAGGACUCUGUUUCUGGAUAGUCAGCAGCCCAGAUUGGUGAAGACUUUCAGCCUCGCCGAUGGACAACGUCUGUGCCAUGACACCAGGAUCUAUCUACGAGCAGAAGAGGAGUUUCGGGAUAAACUCUCCCCCAUAUUCAUCAGUCUGGCCUUCAGCCUGGAUCCCCAAGCCCCAGUAGACCGACAUGGCCUCAGACCUAUCUUGAAUUAUCAGACUCAACAACUAAUAGAGAAGAAGGCCCAGAUUCAACUGGAUUGUGGAGAAGACAACAUCUGUGUCCCUGACCUGAAGUUGUCUGUUUACGGUGACACAAAAGAAGUUUACCUGGGUGAUGAAAACUCCCUGAGCCUCACCUUCAAUGCCAGAAACGAAGGAGAAGGCGGUGCCUACGAGGCUGAGCUCUACGUACUGCUUCCCAAAGAGGCUGACUACAGUGGGAUCACUCGCAACAAUGAGAGUCUGACUCAGCUAACAUGCAGCUACGAGGCAGAAAACGAGACGUGCUUCCUCAAAUGCGAUCUGGGAAACCCCAUGAAACCUGGCACGAGUUUUUGGGCAGGUCUCCGGUUCACUGUUCCCAGACUCACAGACACCCAUAACACUAUCCAAUUUAAGCUCCAAUUGAGAAGUAAAAAUGCAAAUAACUCAGAGAGUGAAGUAGUUGUGUUCGAAUUGGAGGUAGCUGCAAUGGCUAAUAUCAUUCUGCAGGGUGUUUCUCGGCCAGACAAAAUCUUCCUCCCUCCCCCCAACUGGGGUGUUAGUCACAGUCUGACAGAUGAGCAGGACAUCGGCCCUGAGCUUCAACAGGUCUAUGAAUUUGUCAACAAUGGCCCCAGUACUGUGAGUCAGUCCACAUUAGAGGUGAGAUGUCCUCUCAGGGCUCAAGGCCACGACCUGCUCUACCCUGUGGACGUGGUCACUGAGGGGCCACUUCGAUGCUCCUCCAAACAUGUCCUGAAUUCUCUGAAACUCAAGCUUCAGUCUCCAGCUUCAAGAAGUCCCUCAACUCUGAAGUCCAGCAUGGAGCAUCAUAUCCAGAAGAGGGAGGCCAAAGGUCCCAUGAUUGGACAAGGAAACUUGACGUGCUCAGCAACUGUGGAGUGCUGGCGACUUGAGUGUAACAUUGGACUGCUGGAGAGAGGAGCCAGCGUUAUCUUGAGUGUUCACUCCAGACUUUGGGCAGAGACUUUCCUCGAGAGUGCUUACAAACAGUAUGUUUUGGAGUGUUCUGUUCAGUUCACUGUCGACAAGAUGCCCCACUCCAUUGCUCCAAAAUCCAAACAAUCUGGAUCGAAAAAGGUGGUGACAGCUGUGCUGUGGAACAAAGCAGACAGCUUGUUUUAUGUUCCUGUGUGGAUUAUCAUCCUAGCUGUUUUUGCUGGGAUGCUUUUACUCUUACUGCUCAUAUAUCUGUUGUACAAGAUGGGCUUCUUCAAAAGGUCAGAUCCAUAUGGUACCACCAUGGAGAAGGCCCAGCUCAGACCCCAGGCGUCAUCAGAAGCCUAAAUCCAAAAUGGAGCAGCUGUUCAACGCCACUGGGAUAUUAUCACAUGCAGUACCUAAAUUAUUAUGAGACUUACUAAUGAUGAGCAAUAGUUGUUGGUGGACAUUUUUGGGUGUUGGAUCACUGGACUACGGAUGACCUGGUGCUGCACUAAAAUCUAAACCACAAAGAUGAGGAGGCCGUGCAGUUAACGAGGCACAGCUGUUGUUGACAUUCAUUUUGUUCAAUCAGAAUAUGAACAUGUGAUAUGGAUAUUCUUCAGAGAAAACCACUUCUGAAAGGAUACUAAAUUUUGUCUGUGUCACACAAGAGAGAAUAGGAAGAAUUUAAAAGUAUCAGUGUGUUGCAUUGAGAACUUUUUUGUCUGACCGUGUGGUUAUAUUGCAUACAGCUUUGAGUUUGUUACAUAAUGGAUAGUCUUCAGAUCUUUGCUAAGGGAGUCAUUAGUGAAUGCAGUGGGUGGUGCUCCAUGUCGGGAGUGUGAAAAAAAAAAAGGAAGCUUAAAUAAUAAAUGUUACAAGGCUAUUUCAUGGCAAAUCUCCCCGGUCUGCCUGUUAACAAAUAUACGUGUUGCACGUGGUCACAGUUGAGAAGUUCUGGAUUCAAUCCGUGGUUCAGCAGUUUUGCAUGAUCUUCCCGUGCUCGGGCUUCCUCCCACAGUCCAAAAACAUGCAUGUUGGGUUAAUUGAAGCUUCAAAAUUGUCCACGAGUGAGAAUGCGAGUGGAAGUGUUUUUUUUUUUGUUUAUACAGUAUAUGCCUUGUGAUUGGCUGGUGUGCAGUCCAGGGUGUAUACCCCAUCAGCUCAGUGGCGACCUGAAUAAGAAAAAAGAAAUGGAUGGCUGGAUGUUGCAUACAUAUCAACAGCUUAAAAAUCCAAUUACAGUCACAACUAGCUUCAUAAACCAAGCUACAGUAAAUGUCUGAAAAGAGCAUUUUCUUCUGUUUUUCCUGCUCAACCAAUGAUACACACUGGUCCUUUACAGGCCUUUUUCAGUCCAGGAAACACAAACAAAAGGCACUAAUGCUCUGGUAUUUCUUCUCUCUGAAAAAAUUAAGUCAAAUUUGUAAUUUAAGUUUCAGUUUGGUAUUUCUUUGAUGUCACUGGUGUUACUUGUAAAAGAAUUUCAUACCAAUAAUGGCGCUGUCGUUAUUUAUGCCACGGUGUCAUUAUGUUAUGUACUGUACUUCCUGCAGGACAAUCCUGAUCAAACUGCAAUUUCUAACUUGAAAAUGUCCUCUCCCAUAUUGGGGGGUACUUUGUGUGUAUUGUAAUUGUAUUUGUAUGAUGUUUAUAUCUUGACUCAGAAUAAAGCCUAAUUUUCUAUACCCAU
Molecule: messenger RNA, 4702 nt
Organism: Phyllopteryx taeniolatus (common seadragon)
Lineage: Eukaryota; Metazoa; Chordata; Actinopteri; Syngnathiformes; Syngnathidae
Product: integrin alpha-5-like
Exons: 30
Coding region: 208-3372 (1054 amino acids)
Biological process (GO): cell-matrix adhesion; integrin-mediated signaling pathway; cell-cell adhesion
Cellular component (GO): external side of plasma membrane; integrin complex
Molecular function (GO): integrin binding
Source: RefSeq, a predicted model, not a curated record